CCCGUAACCGCGCGGAUGAGCGGACGCCGGCAUCUGACGCAGCGAAAACGGAGAUCGCGCGGACCCGCGAUUCUUGACUUGUUCAGACUUGGUAUAGAGACCACUCACGACAACGCAUGUUCGCGCGGUUUUAUUAUUGAUAGAUAGAGAAUAAUUUUCUACAAUAAUUUUAUUUAGUGUGACUUCGUGGUGUGAGAUUAUAAAAAAAUGGGUUUUGAUACUGAAAAGUAUAUUUAUGAAAUUGAAUUCCGCCCACCGUUGUGGAAUAUGAAAUGUAAAGAAUAAAGUGAUCGCCUAUUAAAAAACAAAAUGUGGGAAGAAAUGGCCGGUAUCUUCGGAGGAAAAGAAAUGACAACAGAAGAGAAGAAAAACCUAGGUAUGUCACAGCAAAAGAAAUGCAAAAAUGUGCGGGACGCUUUCGUAAAGGAAUAUCGGAAGCUCAGCGCUUUAAAAAGUGGGUCGGGUGCUACGAAAAAACUCUUACAUGUUCUUCAAUCACCUUAUGUUUCUGGAAGACGUUGUUGCUAUAAAUACAAGAUAUAAUAAUUUCACUGAAGUAACACAAGAAACGCAAAAACAGGCAACGGAAGUAGACGAAGUAGACCAAACGGAGGACCCGAUGACACUACAUGCAAAGUACUCUAAGACGGAAGAAGAAAAGGCGAAUGACACACAAGAAGGUGAAAACAUAGGCGCAGAGCUUAUAAACGUUCUAAAACAAAAUGUAUCUAGUAAUGACGAUGACCCAGACCGCCACUUUCUACUAUCGUUGCUAAGCGAUUUUAACAUUUGAAAGGAAUAACUAAAAUAAAUAUAGUGCAAGUGACCAUGGCUACCGACCAGCGCUACAUUUACCAAAUGCGUCCACCACAACCCCAAAACUAUACACAUAAUGCCACUUCGUGCAGUUUCGAUAGAAAUACUCCAGAUCAGUAUGACACUGUGAGAAACACAAGUUCUCCUGAACCUAAUUCUACAAUUUCAGAUCAUUCUCACAUAUCUAAUUACUAUGAAUUGUUUUCUACACAAAAUCAGUUAUGAUUACCAUAUGAUUAUGAG
This is a messenger RNA of Acanthoscelides obtectus, 1059 nucleotides long. The record is from the annotation of a GenBank genome assembly. NCBI's taxonomy places the organism in Eukaryota, Metazoa, Arthropoda, Insecta, Coleoptera, Chrysomelidae.